CCUCGCCCCGGUUUUCUCUGGGUUGCUUUCAGUUGAUAUUGUCACUCAACUAAAACGAACCACCAGCAAUGCUACCUUCGAUGAGGAAACUUCUUCUAACUUUUAUAUUGUAUGUUGUUCUUAUUUUAGCUUUUUUCGCUUACUGGUUAAAUCCAACAAGUGUCGGAAUCGUAGAUCGUGUCCAGGAGGCAUUACCUAGUGUUUCAAUAAGAUAUUCAACUACUCUUUACGAAAGAAAUGGAACGAACACAAGUAUUAAAGUGGAUGCGUCGGUAUUUACGACUCAUACAAAUUCCAAGAUAUCAACCGACUAUAGACCUUGUAAACCUCACCGAAAUAUUGUCUUCUUCAAAACACACAAAUGUGGAAGUUCGACGACCCAAAAUAUAUUUUUACGUUUCGGAGACACGCGUAACCUGACGUUUGCAAUGCCGCUGGAGAACACGUUUGGAUAUGAUCAUAUUUUCAGUUUGUCCAAACUUUUUUUACCAAGCAUGGUGCAAACGUUACCAACUACGGAAUACAACUUACUCUGUCAUCAUUGUACAUUUAAUCGAAAGGGUUUUGAGGAAAUCAUGCCAUCGGACUCGUUCUACACCACAAUUAUACGGGAACCUGUAUCCGUAUUCGAUUCCUACUUUGCCUACUUCGGCUGGGCAAAACAUCUUAAGCUUCAAAACUAUUCACACCCUCUCGAGGAAUUCAUGAAUCGUGUGGAGGCAGCGAAGAAGUCAGGGUCUAUACCACCACUCCUGUCCUCCAAAAAAGAUGUUGUUUUCCAUCAUUUUGACUACAAACAGAAAAUAGAGACCGAUAUAAUGGCAAAUAUUAUCAUCGCAAACAUGGAGAGAGAACUAGAUUUUGUUAUUCUCAUGGAAUACUUUGAUGAAUCAUUGAUACUGCUGAAAAAUAAACUAUGCUGGAGCUUUGACGAUAUUCUUUAUGCUCCAAAAUUAGUUCGAACUAAAAGAUUGGAAAUUAAUGAAGCCCUACAGUAUCGGAUACGUAAAUGGAACGCUUGGGACGUGUUAUUAUAUGAUCGAUUUAAUGCCAGUUUAUGGAAACAAAUUGAAGAUUUUGGAUUUGAUAGAAUGGCUAGUGAAUUGAAAAUAUUUCACGAGAAACAAAGAGAGUUACUGAGAAACUGCACUAAAGAGGAAGAUGGUGGUUUGGAUACUGUAAAAAAUCUAAGAUUCAAACCAGAUCUAAAAGGACUAUGUUGGCAAAUCUCACGUAAUGAACCCACAUACACUCGGUAUUUACGACAGAAACAAAUAGAUCGUUUUAACAAUACACAUUGAAAAAAAACUAUACUUUAGUUCUAAUCAAUGUUUUCAUGUGAAUGAUGAAUGAAUGAAUGAAUGAAUGAAAGAAUGAAGGAGGAUAGCCCCUCACAUUAUUAAUGUUGAUACCGUAGUCUGUUAUCUUUUAUAGGCUAUAAUUUUGUCGUUAAGUUGAUAUCUCAUUGAUGCAAAUACAAGCUUGGUUUCCAUACAAUCGCUACACCAUAUCGCCAACAGUUGCCGGGAAGGUUGAGCCUGCUUCAACUUUGCAGAAUUUGUUGCAGACGAAUCGAAGUGCAAUCCCGAUUGCGACGAGGUACGGUAGCUAUUUAAAUUUAAGUUUGUAGUGGGGCCUGCUGUAGAGUAAUUUUUAUUGGACCGUAAAGGCUUUGUAGUUGACUGAACCUUAGUAGGAGGCCCGUGGGCCCCACGAAAGCCCAUACUUUAUCUCACAACUGACUAAAAUCACACUAAACUCUCCAGGCCGUAAUAAGCUGAAACUUGAUCUAUAAAAAGCAUCGUUCCAUCCUGUAAGUGGCGAGUGUACUUGCUGUUGGAUGUGAAGGGAAAUUUUUAAAAAAAGAAAAGAAAGAAAAAGUGUUACUCCACUGAGAAGAUAGUAGAUAGAACGAAAAUGUUUUGUGGCCGUUAAUUAAAUCGAGAGCAUGCAAUUCUGACAAUGAGCUUGUGCUUACACUAUAAUUUAGUUUGAAUAUUAUUCGCCGGUAAGAGCCAAAGCCUAUCAUUAUUUAUUGGCAAUGUGAUGUAAUGGUUAGGAGAAGACAACAUUGUACUGUAAUCAAUUAUGGUACCGUAAUGGAUGAACUCGGGACAAAUUGUUAGUACUGUGAAUUAGAGGCCUACUAUUCAUGAUCACGUUAUCAUUUUUUUCUUUAAGUUAUUGGAUAAAACAAUUCUUAUAUUAAAAUUUCAAAAUACGAAAAGUUGGCACUCGAAAAUUAAAGUAAGAAUUUAAUUAUCAGUAGUAGUGUGUGUGCAUGUGUAUCCUAUAAAUGUUCCUCGGCCGUCUAUAGGAUCGAAAUAGACAGAAACCAAUACAUUAUUUUUUUAAAUAAAAUACUAAUUGUUAUUUUUAUCGAAACAUUUUUGAAAAAUGUUAUUAAUCACUAAAGUUUACAUGUAAUUGAGAAGUCAUGAUAGUGACCUAACCAAGCCGCAACAUAGCCCUACUGGUAAUAUGCAAAUAAUGAAUGUUUAUGGUGCAAUGAUAUAUAAUAGUUCAUGUGAAAGUUUAUUCAACGAUCCUUGUAACCGUGAAAUAGUCAUCCUACGUGACGAGCAUUCAACAAAUCAAAUUAAAUAAAAUAUAUAUAGUUUUAUAAUAGAAAAUAACCAUCAGUCAUCGUCAUCAAUGAAGAAUGUAUAGCUGCUCAACACAAUUCUAUUAUCGAAUCGGGAAAAAAAUGAUCAUAAUGCGCUGAGGUGUAAUGGGUACCGUAUCUAAUCCAAUUUUUGACUAGCUCAUAACUGAACUAGAAUCUCUAUGCUCCUCUUAAUUAAAGAAACUGCUUUAAAAUAACAUAGAAUCUCUAUAGCCUAGAAAAGAAAACCCUUAGAGGAACAGGCGCGGAGCGCAUACAUAUCAACUAACAAAGGAAGAGAAAAAAAACAGUCCAAAAUGAAUUUCAAUAUUUUUGUAUGAAAACUACAACAGGAGAUAAAAUAAAAUGUUAAAGGUUUUCCCUUUUUCGCUUGAAGAAAA
This is a messenger RNA of Anneissia japonica, 3006 nucleotides long. Its product is annotated as galactosylceramide sulfotransferase-like. The record is from RefSeq and is a predicted model, not a curated record. Gene Ontology annotation, biological process: glycolipid biosynthetic process. Gene Ontology annotation, molecular function: galactosylceramide sulfotransferase activity. Gene Ontology annotation, cellular component: membrane. The transcript has 4 exons. Bases 69 to 1301 code for a protein of 410 amino acids. Lineage: Eukaryota; Metazoa; Echinodermata; Crinoidea; Comatulida; Comatulidae.